CACAGCUCGACUUUUCCUACAUUCAAUCGCUACACAACAGCACCUUUCGCUUCGGCAGACAUAUCGGAACACACACUACCCUCCGCCUUCCCAGUAACACCCAAUCAGCUUCCACCACACACCCGACAAGAUGCGCGCUACUCUCGCAUUCGCAGCCGCUGCCUUCGCCACAACGGUCCUCGCCGCUCCAGCACCAGGCUGGGACCAAGACGGCAAAUGGAAGAAUGAAUGGCGCGGACAAAGCUACGGCGGCAAAGGCAAAGGUCGCGGCCACGCCUACUGCCCUCCAGACCAGGAGCCCGAAACCCAAUGCCUAACACCAGAACAAUGGACCGCCGGCGCCGAAAUCUUCCGCCAACUCAUCACCAACUACUCCGACCCCUUCGCCCUCGAAGCCCUCACCGAAGACUUCGUCGACUACUCCUCCGCCGUCAACAUCAUCCGUAACCGCGGCAACGACUACCCUUUCGUCGUCGACGCCAUAACUUUCGACGGACGCGCAGCCUUCAUGGCUGCGCAAGGAGCCCAGCCUCUCAUCCCAUUCGAAACUCUCGGGACGUGGGGAGGUUGCGACACCAUUUCCACACGCUGGAAAACAACCCGUUCUGCCAACGGCCAAGCAUCCGAAUCCAACGACAUCCCAGUCGUCGGCUUAGGUGUUCUCAAAACCCGCCCCGACCCCGACAACCAAUACGGUUUCCGCGUCGCGGAACUCUACUCGGAAUUCAACGCCGCCGCUUGGCUUGUGAAUAAUGGUGUCUUCACGCCUUCGGCUGUCACGACUACGAAUUUCCCGGAGGCUACGGCUGGGCCGCAGAAACGUGCGCCUCCGCCUUGGGCUGGGAUUUGAAGGGAAGGGGUAUUGUAGAUGAGUGACGGACGGGUACGAAAAGGAGAAGGGAAGGGUUACACAGGACCCAUGGCGUUUUUGUUUCGUUUGUUUCAAUCUUGCAUGUGAAUAAAGCUAACUUCAGAUUUAUUGUUUAUUAGGAGAGCGAAAAUGAGGGGGUUUUGUAUAUUUGUAAUUGCUCUUUUACUUCUUUAAUCGGUUAUAUUACCUUCGCUUUAUCUAUCUAUCUAUCUAACCUACUUCUUUCUAA
Pseudocercospora fijiensis CIRAD86 is the source of this 1100-nucleotide messenger RNA. RefSeq lists its product as uncharacterized. NCBI's taxonomy places the organism in Eukaryota, Fungi, Ascomycota, Dothideomycetes, Mycosphaerellales, Mycosphaerellaceae. The record is from RefSeq and is a predicted model, not a curated record. The transcript has 2 exons. The coding region runs from base 131 to 850 and encodes 239 amino acids.